UCUCACGACUCGACGGCAGCAGAGGGAGAAGAGAACCCCCGCAAGGAAGGAAGGUAGCAGGAAAGCAUCGGCGGCGGCGAAGAUGGUGAAGGCGCGGAUGACGACGGCGGACGUGGCGGCGGAGGUCAAGUGCCUCCGCCGCCUCAUCGGCAUGCGCCUCUCCAACGUCUACGACAUCACCCCCAAGACUUAUCUUUUCAAGCUGAUGAACAGCAGUGGAAUCACUGAGUCAGGGGAGAGCGAGAAGGUUUUGUUGCUCAUGGAAAGUGGGGUCAGGCUGCACACCACUCAAUACGUCCGUGACAAGAGCACCACACCUUCUGGAUUCACUCUGAAGCUGCGGAAACAUGUUCGUAGCAAGAGGCUUGAAGAUGUUCGUAUGCUAGGAUAUGAUAGGAUGAUCCUUUUUCAAUUUGGACUUGGCAGUAAUGCACAUUUUAUAAUUCUGGAGCUGUAUGCACAAGGAAAUAUCAUCCUCACAGACUCGGAAUACACAGUGAUGACACUACUCCGUUCUCAUAGAGAUGACAACAAAGGAUUAGCUAUCAUGUCACGCCAUCGCUAUCCAGUGGAAGCUUGCCGUACUUUUGAAAGGACCGACUUUACAAAGUUAAAAGACACACUGAAACUGUCUAAUACAGUUGAUGGUGAAGAUUCUUCCCAAGUUACACCUAAUUCAGCUGAUUCUCAUGAACCUUCUGAAUCCGUCAACGAUGGAGUCCCUGUUACUGAUAAAUUGGAAGAACCAUCUAACAGAACAGAAAAGAAGUCUGCUGUCAAAAUUAAGCAGCCAGGUUCAAAUGCAAAGGCGAGUAAUGGCACUCAAUCAAAUAAAUCUACUCUGAAGACACUUCUUGGUGAGGCAUUGGCUUAUGGCCCGGCGCUAGCGGAGCAUAUCAUAUUAGAUGCUGGGCUGCUUCCAAGUACAAAGGUUGGGAAAGAUCCAGAGAGCAGUAUUGAUGACCAUACUAUUCAGUCUCUUGUUGAAUCUGUUACAAGGUUUGAAGAUUGGCUUGUAGAUAUCAUAUCUGGUCAAAGGAUUCCCGAGGGGUACAUUCUCAUGCAGAAUAAGAUGUCUGCAAAGAAGAACAUCACACCCUCUGAAGUGUCUUCUACUAACCAAAAGAUAUAUGAUGAAUACUGCCCUAUCCUGCUGAAGCAAUUUAAAGCAAGGGAAUAUGAUGAAUUUGAGACAUUUGAUGCUGCACUAGAUGAGUUCUACAGCAAAAUAGAAAGUCAAAGGGUGAACCAACAGCAGAAAGCAAAAGAGGAUUCAGCAGUCCAGAGGCUCAAUAAAAUAAAGUUGGAUCAGGAGAAUCGUGUACAUACAUUGAGAAAGGAAGCAGACCAUUGCAUCAAAAUGGCAGAACUAAUUGAGUACAAUUUGGAGGAUGUGGAUGCAGCGAUUGUAGCUGUUCGUGUUUCCCUUGCAAAUGGGAUGAGUUGGGAAGCUCUUGCUCGCAUGAUCAAAGAAGAGAGAAGGGCUGGGAAUCCAGUUGCUGGUCUAAUUGAUAAGCUUAGUUUUGAAAAUAAUUGCAUUACUCUUCUUCUUAGCAAUAAUCUUGAUGACAUGGAUGAGGAUGAGAAAACUGCGCCUGUUGAGAAGGUAGAGGUUGAUUUAUCACUUUCUGCACAUGCAAAUGCUAGGCGGUGGUAUGAAAUGAAGAAAAAACAGGAAACCAAACAAGAGAAGACUAUCACAGCGCAUGACAAAGCUUUCAAAGCGGCCGAGAAGAAGACACGUCUUCAGCUUGCUCAGGAAAAAACUGUGGCUGCAAUCACUCAUAUGAGGAAAGUUCACUGGUUUGAGAAAUUCAAUUGGUUUAUCAGCAGCGAAAACUAUCUGAUUGUCAGUGGCCGAGAUGCUCAACAAAAUGAGUUGGUUGUCAAGCGGUAUAUGUCUAAAGGAGAUUUGUAUGUGCAUGCUGAGUUACAUGGAGCUUCCAGUACAAUAAUCAAGAAUCACAAACCUGACAGUCCAAUACCACCCUUGACAUUAAACCAAGCAGGAUGUUUCACUGUUUGCCACAGCAAAGCUUGGGAUUCAAAAAUCGUUACGAGUGCUUGGUGGGUGUAUCCUCAUCAAGUUAGCAAAACAGCUCCCACCGGCGAGUACCUCACUGUUGGUAGUUUUAUGAUCCGUGGCAAGAAAAAUUUCCUCCCGCCUCACCCCCUUGUUAUGGGUUUUGGUAUCCUCUUCCGCUUGGAUGAAAGUUGCUUGGCAUCUCAUCUAAAUGAAAGGAGGAUCAGGGGUGAAGAUGAGGCCCUUCCAGAAAUCGAAGUGGAGCCUUGGAAGCGGCAUAAUAUUUCUGAACUUGAUGACAAACUUGCUAAUGACAAUGAGACAAGCAAGGGAAUCCAUGAAAAUGAAUCAAGCAGGGAUUAUACCAGUGUUCAACAAAAUUAUGAUGCCAGCCCUUCUAAUCAGCCAAGCAACAUGGGUACUGCCAGCUCAUCUGAACAGCUUUCUGAAGCCCAAACUGUGGAAAAUAAUGGAGUAGCUUCCACUUUCAACGAAGAAACACGUGAUGAUUCUGUUUCAUCUCAACUCGAGGAUCUGCUUGAUAAAAAUCUUGGUCUGGGCCCUGCGAAGGUAUCGGGUAAAAGCUCUUUGCUCAUCAGCAGUCAUUCAAGCUUACCAGAAGACACUGAUGAUCUUGAUGUGAAGAAAACGAUACAACGAGAAAAACCAUAUGUAUCAAAAGCUGAGAGAAGAAAACUGAAGAAGGGACAGAAUAGUUGUGAAUCUACUAGUGAUCCUCAAAAUGGUGAAGCUGUCAAAAAGCCAGGUAACUCGCAGCAAGAAAAAGGCAAGGAUAACACAAAGACUGCUAAUCCUAAAACAAGUCGCGGACAGAAAGGUAAGCUUAAGAAGAUUAAAGAGAAGUAUGCUGAGCAGGAUGAUGAAGAAAGAGAAAUCCGUAUGGCUUUGCUUGCGUCUUCUGGAAAAGCUUCACAAAAGGGCAAACCUUCACAAGAUGGAGAAGACACCAAUGCAAAACAAGCAAAAUCGUCAACCGGCGAAGUAGACUCAGUAAAAAUUUGUUACAAAUGCAAAAGGUCUGGACAUCUUUCUCGUGAUUGCCCGGAAAGCACAUCUGUGGUGGUUCCGACUGAUGUGAAUGUUGGCAGAAGCAGAGAUGUUACAGAUAAAAGUGCUUCUGCUCCUGUUGAUGGCAGUAUUGACAUGGAUGAGGAUGAUAUCCAUGAGCUUGGUGAUGAAGAGAAAGAAAAGUUGAUUGAUUUGGACUACUUAACUGGAAUUCCACUGCCAAGUGACAUUUUGCUAUAUGCUGUACCGGUAUGUGCCCCUUAUAAUGCAUUGCAGACAUACAAAUAUCGUGUAAAGAUUACCCCGGGGACUGCAAAGAAAGGAAAAGCUGCCAAAACUGCUUUGAGCUUAUUCAUGCACAUUCCUGAUGCUACGAACCGUGAGAAGGAACUCAUGAAGGCAUGCACGGAUCCUGAAUUGGUGGCUGCAAUCAUUGGAAAUGCCAAGAUCACUGCACCUGGCCUCACACAACUGAAGCAGAAGCAGAAGCAGAAAGGGAAAAAGGCUGCAAAAAACAACUAGUUUGAAACUGCAAUGACCAUACACUGAAGUAUUGAUCCAAUACCUGUGAUUCUUCUGCAGAAAGCAUGUAAAUGUUGUGACCUGUCUCUUGAGGCACCACUGGAGGUAGCAAAUAGAUGCUCAUUUUCAUGCUUGUAAAGUGCAAACAUCUAUGGCAUUUGAGAGGCCAGGAGUCAAUGCAAUCAGCGUCGGCUGCCUAUAAACAUCUUUGUGCUGGAAAAUCUGUGAUGUAGAAAACUAGGGAUUUCUUUUUGUCAAA
This is a messenger RNA of Brachypodium distachyon (stiff brome), 3833 nucleotides long. Its product is annotated as nuclear export mediator factor NEMF. The record is from RefSeq and is a predicted model, not a curated record. The transcript is spliced from 14 exons. NCBI's taxonomy places the organism in Eukaryota, Viridiplantae, Streptophyta, Magnoliopsida, Poales, Poaceae. Gene Ontology annotation, molecular function: tRNA binding; ribosomal large subunit binding; zinc ion binding. Gene Ontology annotation, biological process: ribosome-associated ubiquitin-dependent protein catabolic process; rescue of stalled cytosolic ribosome. Bases 83 to 3574 code for a protein of 1163 amino acids. Gene Ontology annotation, cellular component: RQC complex.